AUGAUUUUUUUUGCCGCUGUGAACCUGGCACUGGUCCUGGGUGCAUCUGGCAGAUCAGUCCGGAGAGCUACUACGGACAGCUGUUCUCUUCCAUCGACGUACGAAUGGACCUCAACCGAUUCACUGACGGAACCAGAGUCGGGAUUGCUCUCUCUUAAGGAUUUUAGUCAUGUCCCAUAUAACGGCCAGCAUCUGGUGUAUUCGUCAGAUGUCAAUUCUGCAGAAAGCUAUGGCUCCUUGAAUUUCGGUCUUUUCUCUGAGUGGUCUGACAUGGCUUCGGCUAGCCAGAGCACGAUGAAUACCGGCACCGUGGCCCCUAACAUUUUUUAUUUUACUCCAAAGGAUAUAUGGGUACUCGCCUACGAAUGGGGAUCAAGCCCAUUCAGCUAUUUGACAUCCAGUGAUCCUACAGACGCAAAUGGGUGGUCAUCGCCGCAACCGCUCUUCUCUGGUUCUCUCUCCGGCUCCGACACAGGCCCCAUCGACCCUGCACUCAUUGGCGACGACACCGACAUGUACUUGUUCUUUGGUGGAGACGACGGCAACAUCUACCGCACUAGCAUUCCUCUUGAGGACUUCCCUGGCACCUUCGACUCAACCGUAACCACCGUUCUAAGCGAUACGAGGAACAAUCUGUUUGAAGCCGUUCAGGUGUAUUCCGUCGAGGGCCAGGACCAAUAUUUGAUGAUAGUCGAGGCAAUUGGAGCAAACGGGAGGUACUUUCGCUCAUUUACCGCAACGUCUCUAAGCGGUGACUGGACACCGCAAGCUUCAACCGAGUCAGCACCAUUUGCCGGAAAGGCCAACAGCGGUGCUACUUGGACCGAUGAUAUCAGCAGCGGUGAUCUCAUCCGUAGCAGCGCUGACCAUACUAUGCCCAUUGAUCCUUGCAACCUGCAGCUCCUCUACCAAGGGCGAUCUCCUGAUUCCAGUGGCGAUUACAACUCCUUGCCUUAUCGCCCAGGUCUUCUGACAUUGAAAAACUAA
Molecule: messenger RNA, 987 nt
Organism: Talaromyces rugulosus
Lineage: Eukaryota; Fungi; Ascomycota; Eurotiomycetes; Eurotiales; Trichocomaceae
Exons: 1
Coding region: 1-987 (328 amino acids)
Biological process (GO): L-arabinose metabolic process
Molecular function (GO): alpha-L-arabinofuranosidase activity
Source: RefSeq, a predicted model, not a curated record